Molecule: messenger RNA, 1008 nt
Organism: Candidozyma duobushaemuli
Lineage: Eukaryota; Fungi; Ascomycota; Pichiomycetes; Serinales; Metschnikowiaceae
Exons: 1
Coding region: 1-1008 (335 amino acids)
Source: RefSeq, a predicted model, not a curated record
AUGGCGCCUCGUUCCGAGUUCUUUGACCCGGCCACUGGCCCCUACUAUGAUCCUAAAAAGGAUAGAAGAGUCGCCAUCGUUACAGGUGGAAACUCAGGUAUCGGCUGGUACACUGUUUUACACCUCUACCUUCACGGUUUCAUUGUCUACGUCGCUGGCAGAACUGAAUGCAAGGUCGUGAAGGCUAUCGAAGACAUCAAGGCAGAGGCUGAAAAACGUGUCGAGGCUUAUACGGACGACGAAAAAUCAACUAGGGUUUUGGGUUCGCUUACCUUCAUCCAUUUCGACUGCUGUGACUUGUCGUCUGUCACUGCUUGUGCUGACGAAUUUAGUCAGAAAGAGGACAAGCUCCACGUUCUCAUUAACAAUGCCGGUUUGAUGGCUGUUCCUUACGAGGAGACCAAGGAUGGCUACGAGAUCCAGUAUCAGGUAAAUUUUGUUGCUCCAUUCUUAUUCACCAUCAAGCUCUUGCCAAAGUUGAAGACUGCUGAAGUCGAUGGUUCCCCAAGAUUGGUGAUGCUACUGUCAGUCGGCCAUAGGACCACACCAAAGUAUUACGAUCCUUCUGACAAGAUCAAGUGUACUCCUAACUUCUUGUUCACAUGGAUUAGAUACGGAGCAGCGAAGACUGCGAACAUUCAUUUCACUACCAGGUUGGCGGAGCUUUAUCCCCAGAUCACUUCGUUGUCCGUGCACCCUGGUGUCAUUGUGGAAACCGAGCUCUUCAACCAUUGGACAAACUUGCCUUUGCUUGGCUGGUUCUACAAAGGUAGUACGGUUGUCAUUGAUAAGACCAUUGGUGUGAAGAGUGAGGAGGGCUGUUUGGCUUCCCUUAGGGCUGCCUUGGACCCCGAGGUCGAGAAGGAGAACGGUGGUUAUCUAGAGACAGGUGGCGUUGUGACAAAGCCUUCAAAGAUCGCUCAGCAGCAGAAAUACAUCGACAGGACCUGGGACUAUAAUGUGGAGGAGCUCAAGAAGAAGGGUUUCUUGACUGACUCAGACAUUUAA